AUGGCCACAACAGGCCCAAUCAGAGACACCGGUGAAGAAGGAAAAGAGACACAUCUCUGUCAAGCCACUGCCCUGCGAAACUGCCUCCCGCUUCCAGGGAUCAGCAUCCUUGAUAAACUCAUCAAGACCUGUCCCGUCUGGCUUCAGCUGAACAUGAACCAGGAAAGGGCUGGGGCGAUACUUGGCAAAGAAACAGCAGGGAUAUUCUUGGUUAGGAGAGAGGGUAACGUGAACAACAUGGUCCUUGCAGUCCGCCUGCCAGCGCAGAAUGAGGCUCCCAGUGUGCUGGAGUACAACAUUAAAGAAGAAAAAUCAAUCCUGUACCUGGAAGGAUCUGUCCUUGUAUUUGAGGAUGUCUUCAAACUGGUUGCCUUCUACUGUGUCAGUAGGGAUUUGCUGCCCUUCACCCUGAAGCUGCCACAAGCAAUAUUAGAAGCCAGUAACUUUCAAGACCUUGAAAUUAUCUCUAGUCUGGGGAUAGAUUUCUGGGAUUCCUCCCUAAACCACAGAAGAAGAGAGGAGUUAUCCCACCCUGCAAAAGACUCUGCUUUCAGCACUGCCCAGGCAGACAGUUUAAGAUCAACCCAGUGUUUUGCAAGUAGCACAAACCACUGCUCAUGUGAAAUUGAGCUGUCAAUAGGAAAUGACAGGCUGUGGUUCGUGAAUCCUAUUUUUAUAGAAGAGUGCAGUAAUCCUUUUCCUCUAGAUGUACCUCCUCCUAAAAGCCAUGCUGUGAGUGCCGAUCUCCCCCCUGCCACCACACUCGCUGAAAGGAGGUCUCCCCGCCGCCCCCCUCCACCUCCACCUUCUCACGCUCUCGUUCAGAAACCUUCUCUGAAGCUCCUGCGGGAUCCCAUGACUGCCUGUGAAGAAAACGAGCUGCUUCUUCAGCCGCUAGGAAAGAGCAUCAAGGAAAUGAAAAUUGAGGGCGGUGACAAUAAAGAAGAAGAGAAGAAGCAGAGCUGCUCAGGCAAUGAGCCCUCGGCAGUGAGCCUCAAGAAGGGCUCCCAGCCCUCUGUCCCCCCACGGAGGCGGCUGUGCGAGAGGACCUCAGAGGAGAGCUGUGUGGGUAAGCCUGGAAGUUGUGAAACGCUGAAAGGGGAACGGACAGGAGAAAAACAAGACACAAGUACAGAGAGCAAAGAUAAGAGGUUGCUGUGCGAAAAGGCUGUAGAAAUGCCUGGGGAGGUUCCCGAAGUGGCUGUAUCACAGUUUCAGGAGACAAAGCCCGAACCUGCAGAGAAGAAGGAGGACAUGCCUGAGAUACAAAGCAAUGCCAUUGAGAAAGCAAAGUCACCUCCUAUCCCACCACCGAGAAGGAAGAGGCUUUCCCAGGUACCGAGGAUCCCCAGCUCCUACCAGUCAAAGCAAAGAACAGUGGCAGAGACGGCCACGGCGCCGGCUUUGUGCAAGAGCAGCUCACCUACAGUGGCAGGUGGUGCUACUUGCACACACACCAAGACUGAACAAGAACAUGGCCGCAAAUCUGUUGGCUCAGCUGAACUGAAAGGUUCGCGCUCCUCUCUGGAGAUCCCGGGAGGCAGCGCCAUGGCUCAGGCGUCAGCGUCCGAACCAGACUCCUACUCCACCAGUAGCACAGAGGAUGACCUGGAGAUGCUGAGUAGCUCGUCCGGUAAAAAGACACGCUCCAUGAUCUUGGGCAAGGCCAAGAACAGGCUGUCCUUUGUGAGCCUGUCCAAUGUCUUCACAGUCUUUUUGUCUAGUGACAGGAAGCUGCAGAAGAAGAUAGUGGAGCUGGCACAGGACAAGGAUUCGUACUUUGGCAACCUGGUGCAGGACUACAGAGUGUACAGUUUAGAGAUGAUGGCAAAGCAGAGCUCCAGCACAGAGAUGCUACAAGAAAUCCGGAUGAUGAUGACGCAGCUGAAGAGUUACUUAGUGCAGAGCACUGAGCUGAAAUCUCUGAUAGAUCCAGCCUCCUACACCGAGGAACAGUUAGAAGUGAUUGCUGAGACAGCUUUGUACAAAUGUGUCCUGAAACCUUUAAAAGAAGCCAUUGAUUCUUACUUAAAAGAAAUCCACAAUGAAGAUGGAUCUUUACAGCAGCUAAAAGAGAACCAACUUGUGAUACAAAACACAACUACCACUGACCUAGGUGUCACAACCAGUGUGCCUGAAACCGUUGUGCUGGAAAAGAUCCUUCACAAGUUCACAACCAUGCACAAGGCCUACUCCCCAGAAAAGAAGAUUGCCAUCUUGCUGAAGUCCUGCAAACUCAUCUAUGACUCCAUGGCUCAGGGAAACCCAGGGAAGCCGUACGGUGCAGAUGACUUCCUUCCCGUGCUUAUGUACGUGUUGGCCCGCAGCAACUUGACUGAAGUCCUUCUGAAUGUGGAGUAUAUGAUGGAGCUCAUGGACCCUGCUCUGCAGCUAGGGGAAGGCUCCUAUUAUUUAACCACCACCUAUGGGGCCCUGGAGCAUAUCAAGAACUACGACAAAAUCACUGUCACACGGCAGCUGAGCAUGGAGGUGCAGGACUCCAUUCACCGCUGGGAGCGACGGAGGACGCUGAACAAGGCCCGGGCUUCCCGCUCGUCAGUGCAGGAUUUCAUCUCUAUCUCCUUUCUGGAGAUCGGUGCUCAGUCAAGGACACUUGCUUCCCGGAAUGACACCACAGCUGAGCAGCUGAGUCAGCAGUGUGCUGAAAAGUUUGAAGUCUCCCAUCCCAAGGACUAUGGACUCUUUGUUUAUGUCGAUGACCAGUGGCUGCAGCUGGACAAAGAUGCCCUUCCUCACCACAUCAAAGCCUCCCUGCUGAAGAGUGAAACCAAGAAAGAUUUCCAUUUUAUUUAUAAACCAAUAGACCAUAAAACCCCGCCAGUUCCAAUUGUCAAAGAGUCAGACUUUCCCAAAGGGCCCUGA
Molecule: messenger RNA, 2883 nt
Organism: Charadrius vociferus (killdeer)
Lineage: Eukaryota; Metazoa; Chordata; Aves; Charadriiformes; Charadriidae
Gene: RIN3
Product: Ras and Rab interactor 3
Exons: 10
Coding region: 1-2883 (960 amino acids)
Biological process (GO): vesicle-mediated transport; signal transduction
Cellular component (GO): endocytic vesicle; cytosol
Molecular function (GO): small GTPase binding; guanyl-nucleotide exchange factor activity
Source: RefSeq, a predicted model, not a curated record